AUGGCACGACUCAAUCAGACCCUCUUGCGGCAGAUGGGUUUGGGUGCGUUCCAUGUUGGUGUAGAGGUUUUGGGUGACGAGUGGUACUUCCGUUGGGCCGACACUCCAGAUUCUGGGGUGGUUUGGAUGAGACCACAAGCCCAUCAGGUGCACAUCUACACUGAAUCUGUUGAUCUGGGCUUUUCCAAGCUCAACGAAAGUCAGAUCCGCAGUGUGCUUGGUGAAAUGGUUGACCAGUGGCCAGCCAACUCGUACCACCCAGUGAAGCGCAACUGCCUUCACUUUGCACAGGCCUUUGUUGUGGCACUUCAAUGCCCUGAGCCUUUUCCGGAAUGGGUGCUUGGACUACCGGAUGCCAUCCAAACGCCGUUCCUCAUGCCUCUCGCGGACGCGUCUUGGGAUUGGAUGCGCUGGUGGAAUUCCUCGGGCGCAACCUGUUGCCGUCCUCAGGGAGCAUGGCUUGAAGCAGAGGACAUUGAAGAGGUGGACUUGUCUCCGGGGGCCCGUCGAACAAUUUGA
Molecule: messenger RNA, 519 nt
Organism: Durusdinium trenchii
Lineage: Eukaryota; Dinophyceae; Suessiales; Symbiodiniaceae
Source: the annotation of a GenBank genome assembly